UAAUGUAUUUGUUAACUUUGCAAGAUUUGGAAAAUAAAAAUUAAUAAAAAGAAAGUAAUAAAUGAGAAUAAAAUGCAUUUGAUUUAUUUCAAUGAAACGAAAUAUUUCGUAUAAAGAUAAAUAUGAAGAUAAUGUAAAACUUAAGUAUAUAUCAUUUUUCUGUGUGUUCAGAUAAAAAGGUCGUUGUCAUAAGGUCUUUUUAUAUAAGUAUAAAGUUUUAUAAUAUAAAAUAAAUUUAAUAUGCGUUUAGUAAUCUGUGAUACAGUGGAUUAUGUAGCAGAAUGGUCUGCUAAAUAUGUUUUAAAAAGAAUUAAUGAUUUUCAACCAAAUGAAAAUAAAUAUUUUAUUCUUGGUCUCCCAACAGGUGGUACACCUUUGGGAAUGUAUAGAAAACUUAUAGAAUAUUAUAAAGCAGGAAAAAUUUCCUUCAAGUAUGUAAAAACUUUUAAUAUGGAUGAAUAUGUUGAUUUACCCAGAGACCAUCCAGAAUCUUAUCAUUAUUAUAUGUAUAAUAAUUUCUUUAAGCACAUAGAUAUAGAUCCACAAAAUGUGCAUAUUCUUGAUGGUAAUGCACCUGAUCUUAUAAAGGAAUGUGAUGAUUUUGAAAACAAAAUUAAAGAAGCUGGUGGUAUUGAAUUAUUUAUUGGUGGUAUUGGUCCAGAUGGUCACAUAGCUUUCAAUGAACCAGGUUCUUCUUUAGCAUCACGUACAAGAGUAAAGACAUUGGCGCAAGAUACAUUAGAAGCUAAUGCAAGAUUUUUUGGAAAUGAUAUUUCCAAAGUGCCAAAUCAAGCAUUGACUGUUGGUGUUGGCACAGUGAUGGAUGCUAAAGAAGUAAUGAUUCUUAUUACAGGUUCUCAUAAAGCAUUUGCUCUUUAUAAGGCAAUAGAAGAAGGUAUUAAUCAUAUGUGGACUGUAUCAGCUUUUCAACAACAUCCACGUACAAUAAUUGUUUGUGAUGAGGAUGCAACUUUAGAAUUACGUGUGAAGACAGUAAAAUAUUUUAAGGGUCUCAGUACUAUACAUCAAAAAUUGAUUGAGGAAGAUGGAAAUACGAUUCUUCGUCGUUCAGUACAAUAAAAAGAAAUGAGAAAGUACGCGGAUGUAUGUUUUUAAAGUACGUUUGAAUCCUCUUUUAAAAUCGAGGACAAACCGACGAUAAUAAGUGGGAGAAACGAUUGCGAGCAGAAACGAUCAUUAUCACGAUGAAGAAAGAUG
Messenger RNA from Apis laboriosa (Himalayan honeybee), 1218 nucleotides. RefSeq names its product glucosamine-6-phosphate isomerase (gene Oscillin). Gene Ontology annotation, molecular function: glucosamine-6-phosphate deaminase activity; identical protein binding. Lineage: Eukaryota; Metazoa; Arthropoda; Insecta; Hymenoptera; Apidae. The transcript is spliced from 6 exons. The coding region runs from base 241 to 1080 and encodes 279 amino acids. Gene Ontology annotation, cellular component: cytoplasm. Gene Ontology annotation, biological process: N-acetylneuraminate catabolic process; carbohydrate metabolic process; D-glucosamine catabolic process. The record is from RefSeq and is a predicted model, not a curated record.